Anopheles aquasalis is the source of this 1698-nucleotide messenger RNA. It is a transcript of the gene Actbeta, whose product is annotated as inhibin subunit beta. Gene Ontology annotation, cellular component: extracellular region. The record is from RefSeq and is a predicted model, not a curated record. Gene Ontology annotation, molecular function: growth factor activity; cytokine activity. Lineage: Eukaryota; Metazoa; Arthropoda; Insecta; Diptera; Culicidae.
UCAGCAUCGUGUACCGCGCAAUCGUGACUGACUGGCCCUGACUGUUAUCGUUAUCUCCCGGGGGGGCCUCUGACGCCCUUGCCCGGACGGUUGAGCCUUUUUAUCACCUUCCUAUCAGCCACCGACCGUUCGAAUUCGAAUUCAAACGUUAUCCGUUACUCCAGCUCCAGGCGGUCCAAGCGUGCAAUGAGGUCUGUCGGUGGUGGUGGAGGUGGUAGCGGUUCUGCAAAAACUUCGGUCACCGAACCGAACCCUUCACCCUUCUAACGUUAUUCUUACUCCGGCGCGCGCACAAAAAUCGAAGGUGAAACCAUUCCCGGCCACCAGUUUUUCACCUUUCCCUCGCUCAACUCCAUCCCAUCGUCGAUGGACGGUACGAUGCGGGUGUACAACGCGACGCUGUGGAUACGGCUGGAGCUGAAGCUGAAGACGAAGACGAAACCGGGCAAGGGCGGCACGAUCUCGAACCCGGACACCCACUGGAACCUGCACGGUGGCAACAAGGUGCUGAUCCUGUGGGUGUUUCGCAUCAUCAACAGCUCGAAGCCAACGGAAACGAUGAGCAAGGAGGAGGAAUUCUCGAAGCACACGGAGAUGAUAGCGAAGCACACGAUCCCGCUGGAAUCGGGGCUCGGCUGGCAGCAGAUCGAUCUGACGGGCGCGGUUCGCCAGUGGCACGGCGAGAAGCGGAACGAUAGCUUGAAGCUGUUUGUCGACUGUUCCGGCUGCGGUAACCGGAUCCGCUUUCACAUCUUCGAGCACGCCACCAACCACCCGCACCUGCAUCCGUACGGGCGGAACGAGCGGUUGAAUGGGAGCAGCCGGAAGAAAGCGCUACCGGUGAAGGAUGGCAUCGGUGGUGGUGGUGGUGGUGCUGGUGGCGGUGUUGGUGGUGGUGGCUCGAUGAUGCGGCUCAAGUACCGCAAAAGCCAGGAGCAAGGCAAGGCAACGGCGUACGGCGAGGGUACGGAGGAUGACUACAACCGGCCGCACCUGUUCGUCAGCCUCGCCACGUCGCAGGUGCGCCGGUUGCGGCGGCGCGCCCUCGACUGUACCGGUGCACCGAACGAGCAGUGCUGCAAGCAAAAGUUCUACGUCGACUUCAAGGCACUCAAGUGGGACGACUGGAUCAUUCGGCCGCACGGUUACUACGCCAACUACUGCAAGGGCAGCUGCCACCUGGCGGACAAGUUUUCGUCCGAGUACCACUACGUCAUCGACCAGUACCGGCGCCAGGGGAACAGCGGUGGUGGAUCGGGCAGCAGCAGCAGCAGCGGUGGUGGAUCGAGCGGUACCGGUCCGGGCGGCGGUAGCUCCGGUGCCGAUUCGGUGCCCGGUGGCAAGGGUGCCGGCGGUGGCGGUGGCGGUGGCGGUGCCGCUGGUGCCCCGGGUGGUGGCCGGGCGAGUGCGGGUGGUGGCGGUGGGCUGGCAGGGAUCCAUCAGUGCUGUGCACCGGUCAAGUACUCGCCGAUGUCGCUCAUUUUCUACGGUCCCGAUGGGCGCAUCAUCAAGCAGGAUCUCGCUAAAAUGAUCGUCGAAGAGUGUGGUUGCCCGUAAGCACUCCAACCCACCGCGCCGUAUCCCGCCGUAUCGCCUUUUGCCCCAAAAGCAGCUUGCUUAAAAGCAGAAAUCCGCAACCAAUGUUACAGCUUCAACCGCGCAGCGCGCAGCCGGCUUUCCAACUGCUAAUAAAAAGCA